This is a messenger RNA of Impatiens glandulifera, 1695 nucleotides long. RefSeq names its product ammonium transporter 1 member 3. Gene Ontology annotation, molecular function: ammonium channel activity. Gene Ontology annotation, cellular component: membrane. The coding region runs from base 139 to 1590 and encodes 483 amino acids. The transcript has a single exon. NCBI's taxonomy places the organism in Eukaryota, Viridiplantae, Streptophyta, Magnoliopsida, Ericales, Balsaminaceae. The record is from RefSeq and is a predicted model, not a curated record. Gene Ontology annotation, biological process: ammonium homeostasis; ammonium transmembrane transport.
GCCUGACCGAGUUAGAUGGAUAUCCUCAGUUGAACAAAAGCUGUGAAUAAGAGUGCGCAACCAGUCAACAUAGCAAUUGGAAUGUACCCACAUGCAACAACCACCCUUCAACCCUUGUGAUCAUCCACUUGAUAUCUAAUGCAUUUAAGCCAUCUCAAUAAUAUCAAAUUUCAAAUAAUCUCUUCUUCAUCUUCAUCAUCAUCAAUGGACUCUGUUUCAUGGGAGACCAGCGUCACAGAUUCAAUCAACACCAUCUAUCUCCUCUUCUCAGCCUACCUCGUCUUCGUAAUGCAGCUCGGGUUCGCCAUGCUAUGUGCCGGCUCAGUCCGAGCUAAAAACGCUAUGAACAUAAUGCUCACUAACGUAGUAGAUGCAGUCGUUGGAAGUAUUUCUUAUUACCUAUUUGGCUUCGCAUUUGCAUUUGGUACUUCAAACCCCUUCAUCGGCACCGAGUUUUUCGCUCUCAAAGAUGUCCCAAACAGUUCCUACGAUUACAGCUUCUUCCUCUACCAAUGGGCUUUUGCCAUAGCUGUUGCAGGCAUAACCAGCGGCUCAAUUGCAGAACGAACCCAAUUCAGCGCCUACCUCGUCUUCUCUUUCUUCCUAACCGGCUUCGUCUACCCGAUUGUUGCUCACUGGCUUUGGUCGUCCAACGGCUGGUUGAGUCCGAACUCCACGGCCCUAUUGUUCGGUUCGGGUGCGAUUGAUUUCGCUGGGAGUGGCGUCGUUCAUUUGGUAGGUGGGGUUGCCGGAUUCUGGGGUUCGCUAAUAGAAGGACCGAGAGUGGGUCGCUUCGAUGCUUUCGGAAAGCCGGUUCCAAUGCGAGGUCAUAACGCGACCCUUGUUGUUCUCGGAACGUUUCUCCUUUGGUUUGGAUGGUUCGGGUUCAACCCAGGUUCGUUUGACAAAGUUCUAGUGGCUUACCCAGAUGCAUCCGGGCAGGGGAACUGGACUGGUAUUGGCCGGACGGCUGUAGCCACCACCUUGGCCGGUUCCACGGCUGGGCUGGUGACCUUGUUCAGCCGUCGGCUGCUGGUUGGUCAUUGGGAUGCUUUGGACGUGUGUAAUGGGGUGCUUGGUGGGUUCGUGGCCAUCACCUCAGGUUGCUCGGUGGUGGAGCCUUGGGCGGCUAUUCUGUGUGGGUUUGUGGCUGCUUGGGUUCUGAUUGGUUUGAACAUUGUAGCGUUGAAGCUUAGAUUUGAUGAUCCGUUGGAGGCGACACAGUUACACGGCGGUUGUGGUGCUUGGGGUUUGAUAUUUACAGGUUUGUUUGCAAAGGAGAAGUUUGUGGUUCAGGCUUAUGAAUCCGGGGAGAUUGGGGUGAGUAGGCCUUAUGGGCUGUUGUUGGGAGGAGGGUGGGGUUUGUUUGGAGCUCAGGUGGUGGAACUGGUUGUGAUUGUGUUUUGGGUUAGUUUAACUAUGGGACCUCUUUUUUAUGCUCUUCAAAAGCUUAAGAUCUUGAGGAUUUCGGUUGAUGAUGAAGUUGCAGGUCUUGAUAUCUCUAGCCAUGGAGGUUAUGCAUAUUCUACUCAUCAUGAAGAUGCUCCUGGUUAUGCUGAUUAUGUCAGGUUGCAGAAUCAAUUCAUAUAAUAUACAACAAUUCUCCAUUUCAUUUCAUUCCAUUCAUCACUGUAAAUGUAAAUGUUUGUAUGUUGAAAACUGCAAUCCAAUUUAAUUGCAGCAUCGAAUUUAAUU